AUGGCCGAUUCCAAGGACCAGAUCGCUGUUCAGACUACUUCCGCCGGACCCGACACCACCCUGUCGCCGCACCUCACACCGAAACAAAAUGCCUCGGUGGUUGUCACCGCCGCGGAGGGAGAACCAGGGACAUCUGGAUCUGGGUCUGGAGAUGGAGGGGAAGCAGAACCAACGGCAGCAGGGGACCAGGUAGACGAGCAGAAGAAGGGGUUUUUGGCAUACUUCAAGACAAAGGAAUUUUAUAUCACUUUGGUGCUGGGACAAAUACUGGCGAUCACCAACACAUCAACGAGUACAUUCACAACACUACUGAACCUUCAAGGGACAUCCAUUCCUGCCUUCCAAACAUUCUUCAACUACGUCCUGUUAACUCUCAUCUUCACCCCGUUCACAAUAUACCGCUACGGCUUCAAGCGCUGGCUCCGCGUCGUGUGGUAUGAUGGAUGGAAAUAUAUAAUCCUCGCCUUCUGCGACGUCGAAGGCAACUACUUCAUCGUCCUCGCCUACCAAUACACAACCAUGAUGAGCGCCUCCCUAAUCAACUUCUGGGCCAUCGCCGUCGUCGUCAUCGUCUCCUUCAUCUUCCUCCACGUCCGCUACCACAUCACCCAAAUCGCCGGAAUCCUGAUCUGCAUCGGCGGCAUGGGCGUACUCAUCGCCUCAGAUCACAUCACCGGCGGCGACGGGGCAGCUUCAAACGAACUAAAAGGUGACCUCUUCGCCCUCCUCGGCGCCACGUUCUACGGUCUCACGAAUACCUUCGAAGAAUACUUCGUCAGCAAACGCCCCAUGUACGAAGUCCUGGGCCAAAUGUCCCUCUACGCACUGAUAAUCAACGGCGCCCAAGCCGGCAUCUUCGACCGCGCCUCCUUCCGCUCCGCGCACUGGAACGGUAAAGUCGGCGGCUAUCUCACCGGGUACACCCUCUGCCUGACGCUAUUCUACUGUCUCGCGCCCUUACUCUUCCGCCUUGCCUCUGCGGCGUUCUUCAACAUUUCCAUGCUUACCAUGAACUUCUGGAGCGUGUGUAUUGGGAUCAAGGUGUUUCAUUAUACGGUGCACUGGAUGUAUCCGAUUGCGUUUGUGAUGAUUAUCGUGGGGCAGUUGAUUUAUUUCCUUGGGAGACGGAUGUUGGCGGAGGCGAGGAAGCCGUGGCUUGGGAAGGAUCAGGAACGCGGUGUUGAUGGAUUGUUUACGGCGAGGAGGAAGAUUGAUGCGACUGUUGGGAGGGGGGUUGUUGCUAGUUCUGGUUCUGGUUCUGGUCCUACUGGUGAGGAUUUAGGUCAGGGUCAGACUCGAGAUGAAGGUGAGAGGAGGGAUGCUAAUAUCGUUUGA
This is a messenger RNA of Aspergillus chevalieri, 1335 nucleotides long. Its product is annotated as DUF914 domain membrane protein. The record is from RefSeq and is a predicted model, not a curated record. The transcript is spliced from 3 exons. The coding region runs from base 1 to 1335 and encodes 444 amino acids. Gene Ontology annotation, cellular component: membrane. Gene Ontology annotation, biological process: transmembrane transport. Gene Ontology annotation, molecular function: transmembrane transporter activity. Lineage: Eukaryota; Fungi; Ascomycota; Eurotiomycetes; Eurotiales; Aspergillaceae.